AUGUCCGAGUACGAUCUACAGUUUGAAGCGGACCUAGAAAAGGCCCAAGCUCUCAGCUUAGAAAGUUUGGCAUUGGAGCAAUUUCGAAGACAGAAACAGCUAUCUAAUUCAGAUAAUGUUCGGGAAACGGUCAGCAGUAUUCGUAGGAGAGAGGAAACGGACGGUGCUCCGCCAGCGUUGCCUCCCCCACCAAGAAAACCUCCAAGGAAAACAUCCACAUCAGAAAACUCAAGGUCAUCAGGUACAAGUCCGACAAGGAAUGCGAGUAGUGAUCUAAUAUCGUUUGCAAGUCCUACAGCGAAGUCACCACCAAAUAACUCUCAUGCCUCACUCAAAGAGUAUCUUGAUCAGCUUAGCAAAUUGGGCCAGCAAACCGAGGAGCUCACAAUAAAUGCUCCGGAACAAUCAACCACAAUGAACAAUCAGUAUAAUCACAGGCCGAGCUUUCCCUAUAAUGCUCAAUACACCUACCCACCUCCGUAUACACCAAUGCCCUACCCACCAUCCACACCAUACGGCAUGCCUGUACCCAUGGGGCAAAUAAACUACCCAUUUUACCCACUACCUGCCCAGCAUGAUCAGCCACCAACAUAUGUGGUUACAAACCCACCUAUAUAUCCACCAACAAUACCAUACAAUCAAACUAGAAUGGCCUCCCCAUCACCAUAUAUGCCACAAUUUCCCCACGGUCCACAAUACAAUUACAACACCACGAAUCUAAUAUCCCGAGCACCGAGACCAAAUCUCUACCCUCAGUUGAGUCAGAUGGCUAAUUAUCCACAGAUACAACAGAACGCACAACAUAAAACUGUUAAUAACAACAAUAGUGUUAAAAAGCCAGUUAAAAGUGAACCCUCAAAGGAUAGUGCUGAGAAUAAUACUGUCAAGUCUACUGAGUCCGAUGAGUCAAUGGCCGGUGGAGAUCCAAAUCUGAUAGACUUCGAUAGAUCCCAAGGUAGCGUAAGAGUGAGUGUUUUAGAGGCAUUCGACCCGCUACUAACAGAAAACGAUCACGAUAUAACAGUUCCAAGCGAUUCAAGCAGUGUGUAUGAAGACUAUGAUCCUCUUGACUUCUUGUAUGGAGAGACGGAAUUGCGAGAACCGGUGUACUCAACCGUGGACAGGAAAACGGCGCCCGGGCCUUCGCCCCACAAGAAACUACCGUCACCCACACUCAAUACCAGACAUACUACGAAUAAACUAUACGAUUGCAUCGUGAAAUCCAGAACAAGAUGCUACGACAGCGAACACGAAGCGUUCCUGAAAAUGGUUCUAGACGUCAGAAAAAGAUUCAUAUACACGGAUGUAAAGACGAACCCGGGUCACGUGGUAGCGGCUAGAUCCGGCGGGCGGUACCCACCGAACACUAGCAUUAAGAUUCUAGUCCACAACACACACACAGACGAACCGAUCACAUUCACGUCAGAUGUUGAGUCGACGGUGGAGCACGUUAUAUUGACUGUAGUGUGCUCGCUCGAUGAAGAUAUAAGAGAGGAUAUGUCCGGUUACAUGUUAAGGGUAUGGGGUGCCAAAGAGUAUUUGACUCCCGGUAGCGUUCUCAGUGAAUACGAUUAUAUACGGGAAUGCGUUCGUCUAGAGAAGGACGUAUCUCUAUGUCUGUGUGAGGGUAGAGAUGACUCUCUGGCCAGGAGUGAAAGAGACGACGCUAGAGACGCCCAUCUCACUCUAGACGACCUUAUACCUGUACAAGGAUCACAACACAUGUUGUCGUUUGACAACCUCUCUAUAUUACUCGAAACUCUAGAGGGUGAGUUAUCCCGCGCCGUGGGUGUCGUGGGUGCGGAGGGUGCGUGUUCACCCUCAGCCGUGUUCCAAGCCGUAAAGGCCAUAUGUGCUUUGGCCGGAGGAUUAGAGACGCUACACCUCACUUACACACUCAACGCAUUCGCUCAGGCUUGUACGGCGCAGCCUUCAAGCACGGUUCGUCCCGAGAUCCAGUCCGAGUCUGGUCCGUAUUGCGCGGUGUCCCUCCGCGCGGCGAGUCCCCGCGAGGCCCUUUCCCUGCAGUGCGCGAGGCUCCGGGACGCCGUGCGCGCGCUGCUCGCCCUAUACACGAGAGACACGCUGUUGGACUUCCGAUUGGCUGAUGGACAUGUUACUUCGGAUACUGACAAAGCGGUAUCCUCGCAGUCAGUAACAGAGACGAUGUUGUUCUGUAUCGAAGCGGUACACAGCUUGCCGUUAUGUUGGUCGCACGACGAGUAUCUGUUUCACGCUCAGAUAUACUACGGAACACGCCCGCUCAAGACGCUUCACGUGACGCAGGAGUCAAAGAUAGAGUGUGGGGGGUUCUAUCCUAGGAUUAUAUUCGAUACGUGGUUAAACCUAGAAGACACAACGAUCAGUUCGUUGCCUCGCGAGUCACGCCUGGUGUUGACGUUGUAUGGAAGGACACAGAAAAGUGAGGAUACAGGCACAGACCAGGCCGGGGAAACGGAUGUCAAGUAUGAACUGAACGAGCUCGGCUGGGCUGCUAUACAGCUGUUUGAUUAUGAUGGAGUGCUGUCUCACGGCCAAUACGUAUUGCCGCUGUGGCCUAUGUGUUGUGACCGUCGUAUGGGCCCGGCGCCGCCAUUACUACAUUCACCGCCUCCGCCAUAUCCGGUUGUAAAUAUUGAAAUCCCAAGUUACAAUAGAAAUGGCGUUAAAUGGUCGGACGGCGAUGAAAAUAAUAAGAAUACACAGUCUGAAGAUCUGCCCGCGUUUGACUCACUAGACGGACAUACACAACAACAGUUGUUACACUUGAUAGAACAAGGAGCAUAUCAAAGAAUGCCCACAGAGGGAAGAGAAAUAUUAUGGGAGAAACGUCAGUACCUCGUGCAGAUCCCGGGUGCUUUGCCCCUCGUGCUGCUAGCGGCCACCAGCUGGGCCGGGGAGCCCCGGGCUCAACUGGUUGCACUCCUAGAACGAUGGGAGAAACCUUCACCCACUAACGCUAUGCAUCUACUGCUACCCUGCUUUCCAGACGCAGCGGUACGUAAAUUAGCGGCAAAGUUAGCGAACGGAAUGACCGACGAUGAAUUAAUGAGAGUGUUGCCCCAACUAACACAGGCGCUACGAUAUGAGACUUACGAAGCUAGUCCAUUGGCAGAGUUAUUGUUAUCGAGAGCAUUGCGAGCGCCGGCUGUAGCUCAUAAGUUGUUUUGGCUUCUAGUCCAUUCAUUGCCAAACGUACCACAGGCUCCAAAUCAAGAAUUCCUAGGAAUAAAUCUAGAAGACGGCCCUUGUGAGUCGACUGAACCAGAUGCUUGUAUGACGUUCACGUGGAGAAGCAGGCUUAUGCUGAGGGCGCUGUUGGCCGUGUGUGGAGAAAAUAUGAAUAAGACGCUACUGAGACAAACGCUAUUAGUCAAGACCGUCGCGGACGUAGCGAUGUCAGUGAAAUGCGCUAAAGAGAAUCUUCGUCAGAGGGCCCUGUACGGUGGAGGGGAGAAGCUGGCGGCCGUGUUAAGACAAGAACCGGUCGCGCUGCCCUUCGCCUUACAUCGAUAUGUACACGAUAUAGACAUCAAAUCAUGUUCAUAUUUCUCGUCAAACACUCUACCACUAAAAAUCAACUUCAUUGGAGUAGAUAAUGCAGUAGUUCCUGCUAUGUUCAAGGUUGGUGAUGAUUUAAGACAGGAUUCUUUAGUGUUGCAAGUCAUAAAAGUUAUGGAUAGUCUGUGGCUUCAAGCGGGUUUGGAUUUAAGAAUGGUGACCUUCCAAGCUCUGCCUACUAGCAAUCAGAGAGGAAUGAUAGAGAUCGUGUCUGAGGCGGAAACCCUUCGAGCGAUACAGACGGAGUGGGGAUUGACUGGGUCGUUCAAAGACAAACCUAUAGCCGAGUGGCUCGCGAAACACAACCCUUCAGAACUUGAGUACCAACGGGCCAGGGAUAACUUUACAGCGUCGUGUGCCGGGUACAGCGUAGCCACAUAUCUACUGGGUAUAUGUGAUCGGCACAACGACAACAUAAUGCUCAAAACAUCCGGACAUCUCUUUCACAUAGACUUUGGCAAGUUCUUGGGUGACGCGCAGAUGUUUGGCAAUUUCAAAAGAGAUCGCGCUCCAUUCGUCCUAACUCACGACAUGGUGUACGUCAUCAACGGCGGUGAGCGACCCACACAGCGAUUCCAACACUUCGUAGAGUUGUGCUGCAUGGCCUUUAAUAUAGUGAGGGCGCAUCACGAUCAUAUAUUGGAUCUGUUCGCGCUGAUGGCGAUGUCCGGAGUUUCGGGUGUAUCUAGCGCGGCCGUGUGUUACGUACGAGCCGCGCUGUUGCCGGCCGCUACCAACGCAGAGGCAGCAGCGGCCUUCGCUAGGCUCAUACACUCAUCGCUCAAGAGCAAAUUCACUCCUAUAAACUUCUUUCUCCACAACUUGGCUCAGCUCCGUGCAAGCGGCGACCAGGGGAACAGCACGUCCGAACUGCUAUCCUUCAUGCCAAGGACAUACACUAUGGCCCAAGAAGGUCGGCUCGUCCGCGUAGAGUGUUUGAGCUACGAAAAGCGCUACGACCCAGAAAAGCACUACGUCUACGCGCUACGGGUCUACAGACAGGGACAGGCCACGCCCUCCGUGCUCUACAGAUCAUACAAACACUUCACAGAACUCUAUCAGAAGAUAUGUCUACACUUCCCCCUCGCGAAGGUCCACAGGUAUUAUGACGACUAA
This is a messenger RNA of Danaus chrysippus (African queen), 4677 nucleotides long. Lineage: Eukaryota; Metazoa; Arthropoda; Insecta; Lepidoptera; Nymphalidae. The record is from the annotation of a GenBank genome assembly.